This is a messenger RNA of Aspergillus uvarum CBS 121591, 1200 nucleotides long. Its product is annotated as putative salicylate synthetase. Gene Ontology annotation, biological process: L-tryptophan biosynthetic process. The transcript has 3 exons. The coding region runs from base 1 to 1200 and encodes 399 amino acids. The record is from RefSeq and is a predicted model, not a curated record. NCBI's taxonomy places the organism in Eukaryota, Fungi, Ascomycota, Eurotiomycetes, Eurotiales, Aspergillaceae. Gene Ontology annotation, molecular function: isochorismate synthase activity; oxo-acid-lyase activity.
AUGAGCUUCAGCCGCACUGCCAUAACUCUUACUCCGGGAAAGCCCGACGCUCUCGAAAGAGUGGUUGAAAUAUUGCGAGCCCACAAGAGUGAUGACUAUUAUGCAUAUGAGCGAGAGGGCAAAUGGCACCUGGGCAUCGGCAGUCACUCGUCACUCGUAGUUGACGCUAAGGGGGAGACGGCGACAGUCUCCGCCGGUCCUCACAGAGAAUCGCACCCAAUCACCAGCCCGUUGGCGGAUGUCGCAAGAGACCUUGUGUCGAAGCACGCCAAUGACGCCCGCAAGGUAUUCGGAUAUGUCGGGUUCAACUACGCGGCACAUGCGCGCGGCAUUCCAUUUACGGCCGGUCGAUGGCCGCUUGUGAGCUUGAUGGUUCCACGCAUCGAGAUAUCUAUCAACACGCAAGACUCUGCGGGCGAGUACCUGGCUCGCGUCCAAACCGCGCUGGCGGAGAUCGUUGAAGGGAAGUAUACGAAGGUCAUCCCUUCACGAGCCGUGGAAAUCGCCGGGCGAGUGGACAUGCCGGCUACCCUGUUGUGUGGUCGACGCUGCAAUGCACCCGCACGGAGCUUUUCCCUGAGCCACGGGGGCUACCAAGCAACCGGUUUCAGUCCCGAGCUCGUGAUGUCAGUGAAAAAGGGAAAAGUGACCACUGAGCCGCUGGCUGGAACGCGAUCGCGCAAGGGCAAAGACACUGAGGUUGAGCGCUUGAGGCAGGAAUUGCUUAACGAUUCCAAGGAGAUUGUGGAGCAUGUAAUCUCCGUCCGAGAAGCGAUCGACGAGCUGAAGCGACUCUGUCCAGAGGAUACAGUCAGUGUUGAGGACCUGAUGUCAGUCCGGCCUCGAGGCAGUGUCCAGCAUCUCGGGUCUACUGUGACUGGCUUCUUGAAGCCGGAAAAAGACCCCUGGGACGCCCUCGACGUCCUCUUUCCUUCUAUCACUGCAUCUGGAAUACCGAAACAGGCGGCGUUGGAGGGCAUUCAGCGCCUCGAACAUCGUCCUAGGGAGUUGUACUCGGGUGCCGUUCUGAUGAUCGAAGGCAACAAGACCCUGGAGGCAGCUCUUGUUCUCCGAACUGUCUUCCAGGAUCAGAGUUGUCAGUGGGUGCAGGCUGGUGCUGGUGUCAUCGCGCAAUCGACCCCUGCGCGUGAACUCACUGAGACUCAAGAAAAGCUGGCGAGCAUAGCUCCGUUUGUGUAA